AUGCGGUCUCUAUCGCGCACAGACUACACAGUUGCUUGGAUAUGCGCUUUACCGUCUGAGUUGACUGCAGCAAUAUGUAUGCUCGACGAGGAGCAUUCAGCCUUGCCACGAAAUCUACAAGAUAACAAUAUAUAUACACUAGGCUGCAUAGCCCGCCACAAUGUUGUUAUCGUGUGCUUACCUGCUGGGCAGACAGGAACCAACUCGGCCGCUGCAGUUACAAGUCAAUUGCGCUACAGCUUUCCCAAUGUCCGUUUUGGUUUGAUGGUGGGCAUUGGAGGUGGAGCACCUAGCGACCGUCAUGAUAUCCGACUUGGAGACGUCGUUGUCAGUAUUCCCGGCAAGUCAAGCACUGGAGUCAUCCAGUACGACUUUGGACGUACUGUCACAGAAGGUCGCUUCGUCCGUGACACCAUUCUAAAUGCUCCUCCACAAAUCCUACUUUCUGCCAUAAACACUGCGAGAGCGAAGCACAGCAUUGGAGAUCGCAGAAUGGACUCAAUCCUCUCUGACGUUCAGUCCUCAUCGUUGGGUCCAGCAUAUGUGUAUCAGGGUAUUGACAAUGACAUGCUUUUUCAAGCUAAUUACGACCACAAAGAGGAAUAUGAGACUUGCAUUCACUGCGAGAAAUCCAUGAUAGUACCACGGACUGCGAGAAACUCCCACAGGCCUGUCGUCCACUAUGGUACAAUCGCUUCCGCUAACCAGGUUAUGCGACAUGGUAAGACAAGGGAAUGCUGUCGAAAAGAGCUUGAUGUUUUAUGCUUCGAGAUGGAAGCUGCCGGGCUGAUGAACAACCUCCCCUGCCUCGUUGUUCGAGGCAUCUGUGACUAUUCUGACUCUCACAAGAAUAAGGAUUGGCAGGAGUAUGCCGCGAUCACUGCAGCAGCAUACUCGAAAGAAUUAUUACAUAUUGUCAUUGCAGAUAGGCCUGUGAACAGGCAGGAUCUCCUUGCAGAUCUCGAGGCUCAGAGCCAUGCGGAACUCCGGACUGACUCUUUGUUGUUAGGGCAUGAAUUAUCGCUCGCCGGGGCAAGAUCACCGCAGUCCUUCGACGACACAGACUUCCUGAUCGUGUCGAAACGGUCAGACUGGGCUAUAGUAACUCACGAUGGUAAUGUUUCCGAGUCUUAUUGCCCGAGCACAUCUACUAAGAUCAUCAAAGGUUUGCCCUUCAAUGUCUUCGAUUCACUAUCCGACUAUGACCCAGAGGCAACCUUGAGGUCUCUUGCACGCAAGAAGUGUCCCGAAACAACACAAUGGAUCUUGAAUGAUGAGAGAUUCAAAGCCUGGACCGAAGGUCGAAGUCAUCAAUGCCUUUGGCUGAGUGGUAAAAUUGGUUCUGGCAAAACUAUGAUUUCAACAAAUGUGAUCCAGCACCUUUUAGAUAUGUCGCCUUCUGACGACCGGCCAGUUUUCCACUUUUUCUACAAUCAGUCGCACAGAUCGCGGCUACAAGCAAUAGACCUAUUUAAAAGUUUUGCGAAGCAAAUGAUAUCUUACUUCGAGAUGACGAAAUUGAAUGUUCCUCCCCAGGUGAAAGCACGAGUCAAGAGAUACUAUGGACCUCGAGGACAGAGGCCUAUCCUCGAUGAUUUGUUGGACGAUCUCAUCUUCCCCCUAAGCGCAUCCAUUUCAUCAGCUACGUUUGUCGUGGACGGUCUGGAUGAAUGUGAAUCUUCUGAAUUACACAGAGUGUUCAAAGUUUUGAGGAGACUUAGCACAGCUGGUGUUUUCAGCAUUUUUAUCUCCGGUCGCGAAGUCCUAGAUGUUAGGAACUCCAUCAAUGGCUCUGUCGAGCUUCCGAUUUUGAGCUCAGACACCAUUGAUGACAUUCGACGAUUUAUUGACUGGAAGGUGGACGAAAAAAUGCUGGAGAGGCCACUGACAGAAUAUGAAGACAUGCUCAAUGAAAUUAAACGCUGCCUGAAUGACAAGGCGGAUCGCAUGAUACUAUGGGUUAACUUGCAACUGGAGAUACUGUGGGAUGAAUGCUUUGACGCAGCAGAUAUUCGAAGAGCAAUUGAGAAUUUGCCGAAAGACCUGGACGAAACCUAUAGUCGCUGCCUGUCAAGGGUUGACGAACGCCAAAGUCUGAUGGCUCAAAGGGUACUACAUUACUUGAUGGGGGCGAUAAAGCCUUUCAAAACUCGUCAGCUAUUGGAAGCACUUGCAAUUGAUUCCCGCACUGGGAUGGUGGAUCGCGACAAGAUACUCCAAGUUCAAGACUUGCUGAGAUUCUGUGCCAAUCUAGUGAUACGUGAUGAGAAUGACCAAAUUCUCCUUGCGCAUCACUCUGUUCGGCAAUAUCUGCAAGCCGUUGGCCAUGGUCAAAUUUUCACUUUGAGUCCAGCACUUGAACUGGGAUAUCUUUGUGUGCUACACUUGAGCUCUCCCACAUACAGUCGUGCGGUUGCAGCCCCUUCUCAGGCAAGACCGGCUGUUGAUAUCAGUCAAGUGUCUAAUGCCGUGCUGAGCAACUUCAAUCUUGGCUUUCGCAAGUGGGGUUCGAAAUCCUCGAAAACUUCGAAGCCAUUACUAUUACGUUCACAGACUAGAGCAGCGAAUCCCGCGACAUUCAGGGAGUUACCAGAUUUUUUCUAUUUCGCUAGAGAGCAAUGGUUGCUUCUCACACGCUUCAUGGAGGAAUCUGGAGACUACUGGUCCAUGUUCAAAGCACUCGCAUUGGAGCCUGACCUGACGUAUGGAAUGCACCCUUGGCGUUCCAUCGGAAUGUCACUCGACUCACACUUUUCUGCUCUGCUAGGCUGGAGCAUAUACCAUGAUCAUUUGCCUCUCUUGUCCGCUUUAACCGGGUCGACAGAUCCAAAACCUCGCGCUGACAUUUUCAAUUUGCCAUUGGCGAGCUAUGACAACCAUCUUCCAUUGCACUUAGCGGCAAAGCACGGCCGCAACACAAUAUUUGAUUAUUUGUUGCCUCUUUGCAAUCUCGACAAGCUUGAUGAAUCGUUCCGACAUCCUCUGCAUUACGCCUGCGAAGGAGGGCAUAUCCAUAUCUGCGGGAGAUCGCUGAAGCACUUGAAAGCUUCGAAACUUAUUACGCAAGAUACUCGUGGCCAAACUUUUGUGCACAUCGCGGCUGCGAAUGGUCAUACGGCCAAGGUACUCUUGCCACACAAAACCAUGUCGAACAAGACUAUCAAUGUAAUGAUUCAGGUGAAGGACCACAACGGUCGAACUGCAAUGUCGCUAGCCGCCAUGAAUGGCCACAAGGCUGACAUCCUGGCUCUCCUGGAUUAUUCCUCCGCCCGUCAAAUAGUCGAUGAAAGAGACAAAGAAGGACGAACACCGCUCAUGCUGGCCGCCAUGUCUCACCAUUUUGACUGUAUCGAAUUGCUCCUCAAAGAGCAAGGAGACGUUAAGGUCGCUGACGAAGGAGGCGCUACAGCACUUGGCCUUGCCCUUUCGCAUCUUUUCGCAUUGCCAUCUUGGACAAUGCUUGGUGUCGUGAAAAGUGCAGGGUGGGAAGAGAUGAUUUGCGUGAUGUUGCAACAUCCUCAAUUCGCAUCUUCUUAUGCCAGGGCUGUAGAAACACUGAUUCUCCUGGGUGAUAGUGCGUUGUACAGGGACAAAGAGGGCAACACGCUUCUACACUAUGCAGCCAGGUAUGGCCAUGCGCGUAUCAUAUCUACGCUGAUGAAGAAUGAUGGUGAAGCAUGUUAUGCACGCAACCACAACAAUUGGACACCACUAGAUGAAGCUGCUGCCCAAGGACACUUGUCUAGUGUCAUGGAGUUAUGCAAUCACGGAGAUUGGGCCCAUUAUCAGGAGCAAGGACUGGUUCUCGAAAACAAGAACUUCCCCCUUCGCAAUAACCUCGCCCUUCAUCUAGCUGCACAAAAUGGCCAUGCUCAGACUGUUCAGGCAUUGUUGCGUAAAUAUCCAAAUGCCAUCAAAGUUGUCAACGCGACAGGAUCAACCGCUCUUCAUUAUGCAGCAUUAGAGGGUCAAGUCUCGGUCGUCCGAGUCCUGCUGGACCAGCCUGAUUGCUUGGUUUAUGAGCAGGACGAUGACGAAAACACUGCGCUCGACCUUGCCGUCCAAGGCGGACAUCACACAGUGGUUGAAGCCUUGCUCAAAAAGAUAGCUGUUGACAACCAUGGCGAAAUUCUGAAAGCCCGAAAUCCCCUGAUACUUGCAGCAACCGCCGGCAAACACUUGACCGUUGCUAUGAUCUUGAAGUAUGCCGAGUUGGAUGUUAAUGCUUCGGAUGCAGAUGGCAUGACUGCCCUCCACAGGGCAGUUUUACACGGACACAUCAAAGUCGUUGAAAUCCUCCUCAAAUCUGGAACUAUUGAAGUUAACCUUUCACAGUCUAAGGGCCAGACACCCCUUAUUCUUGCAGCCAAGAUGGCUGACGAGUCGAUUGUUGCAGUUCUGUUACGUCAUGCUGAUUGCGACGUGAACGCAAGGGAUCGAACUCGCAUGUCUGCUCUCCAUUGGGCGGCUAGGCACGGGCACGUUAGGAUCGUUAAGGCUCUGCUCCAAGUUGAAGCAAUUGAUCUCAAUCCUCUCAACGUUGAUGGUGUGACACCACUCAUGCUUGCAGUAAGGGCGGAUCGGCUCUCAGUUGUUACCGUCCUGAUGAGAUAUCGCACUUGUGUCGCCAGCAUCAAGAAUUUAUGGAGUCCUACUGCUCUCCACUCUGCAGCACAAGAGGGACGCCCUUCGCUUGUGCAGGUGCUCCUGGGAUUGGCAAAGGCUGACAUUAAUGCCGUGGAUUCUUUUGGGAGAACAGCGCUUCAUAAUGCUGUUCGAGCGGGCCAAGUUUCAGUUAUCAGGCUGUUGAUCCGUCAUAUCGAAUGCAAUGUCAACGCAGAGAACAUAAUUGGCAAGACUCCACUCCACACCGCGGUUGGUCAUGCAUUACUUUCGUCUAUUCUGGCAUUACUCGAGUCAGAACGCCUGGAUAUGAAUGCUCGUUUUGGGGGUGUCGGAUGGACUGCUUUGCAUCUUGCCGCCUCUUCAAAAGUGGAUUCUAAUGAGCUGGUUGCAGCCCUAUUGACGAAGCUUGAGUGUGACGUGGACGCGAAGGAUUACGCAAUGUGCACUCCCCUUCACAUCGCUGCCAGCGUUGGAAAUUUGGAAGCAGUGCGCAUAUUGCUUGAAAAGGGGGCCAAGGUCCAUGCAAUCGAUUCUGAUGGCCGGGCGCCUCUUUCUCACACAGCUAUGUCCGGCAAAGGUGAUGCUGUAGGCACGAUACAGCUUCUUUUGAACGCAGGUGCCGCGGUCAAUAAGGCUGACAAAAAUAGAAUGACGCCACUACACUUAGCAGUAGAGUUCCGUCUGAAGGAAAUUGUGCGCGCCCUACUGGCAGUGAAGGGCAUUGAUUUGAAAUGGCGUGAUCAGCUCGGGAGGACAUCAGAGUCACUUGCCCGAAGCACCGAUCAGACUGAGAUUGCAGAUCUCAUUCGGGCAAAGCCAUCCACUGCUCUGAAAUCCAUCAAAUCGCUCGUCCCACUGCUGGACCGCGUGCUCGUGCAGCGAGUCAAAGCCGAGGCCCGCACCGCCGGCGGCAUCUUCCUGCCCGAGAGCAGCGUCAAGGAACUCAACGAGGCCAACGUGCUUGCCGUCGGACCCGGCGCUUUCGACAAAGAUGGCAAGCGGAUAGCUAUGGGUGUCCAGGCUGGUGACAAGGUGUUGAUUCCACAGUAUGGUGGCAGCCCUGUCAAGGUCGGAGAGGAGGAAUAUCAUCUCUUCCGCGAUCAUGAACUUCUCGCGAAAAUCAAGGAAUAG
Molecule: messenger RNA, 5757 nt
Organism: Exophiala bonariae
Lineage: Eukaryota; Fungi; Ascomycota; Eurotiomycetes; Chaetothyriales; Herpotrichiellaceae
Exons: 8
Coding region: 1-5757 (1918 amino acids)
Biological process (GO): nucleoside metabolic process; protein folding
Molecular function (GO): protein folding chaperone; ATP binding; protein binding
Source: RefSeq, a predicted model, not a curated record